ACAACACAUCACAGCAUUAGAAAGACGACGAUAUGCCGGGACGAUCUUCUGGGCGCAGCGCGCGCUCCAGCACUGCCACCCUCCCGCGAAAAUCCAGCACCGCAACGCUCAAAUCUGGACGCGGCUCAGCAUCCGCACGCACAUCCGCGUAUGCCGUCGAAGUUCCCGACGAAGGACCCGUGACCUCUCUACGGACUCAGAUAUGUCUGAUCUUUGCUGAUGCGCAGAAGAGCACUGCGAUGCACCGCAAGCUCGUUAUCAAUCUGAGGAAGAUCCAGGAAGCCUGUUGCUAUGAGCCCGCCGAUCCUAAGAAGAAGAGUGGGAAGGGACGGGCGGAAGAGGAGGACUUUGGAGAAGCCGAGUUCAAUGAAGAGGUUAGAAGGUGCAUCUUGAGGGUCAUGAUGAUCAAGAAGAGUGAGCCUGUUGGGGAUCGGAUCAUGAGGUUUUUGGGACUGUUUUUGAAGCAUGCGACUGAAAAGGACAACUUGAUCUACCAGCCAGAAGGCGAAGAGAUGACUGCAUUCCCUGAAACGCCUAGCAGCCGUCUCACUUCACACAUCCUGUCCACGGUUCUAGCCUUCCUCACCGUGAAAGACAAGACUGUCCGUUUCCGCGCUUCUCAGACAGUCGCACAUAUUGUUAACAACCUUGAUCAAAUUGACGACGAGCUGUUCAAUCUCAUUCGACUUGGGCUUUUGAAACGCUUGCGGGACAAGGAGCCUGCCGUACGCGUUCAAGCCGUGCUUGGGCUGGGCCGGCUGGCCGAGAAUGACGACGAGGACAAUGACGACGAGGACAGCGACGACGAUGCUGCGGGCGGCAUUUUGGUAAAGCUCCUGGAUAUUAUGCAGAAUGACCCGAGCGCCGAUGUUCGGCGAGCGGUGCUCAUGAACCUGCCUUUCAGACCCAUGACCUUGAAAUGGCUUCUUGAACGGGCUCGCGAUAUGGACCCAGCUACCCGGCGUGCACUAUAUGGAAAGCUUCUGCCUGCUUUGGGGGACUUCCGCCACAUGUCGCUCAUUGAACGUGAGAAACUCCUGCGAUGGGGUCUUCGGGACCGCGACGAGAUUGUUCGGAAAGCCACCGCCCGCCUCUUUCGUGAGCGGUGGAUCGAAGACUGUGCUUCGACUGCCAAUCCUGUGAAUGAGGAAGAGAAGAAGCCCGGCGAUGUGGCACCUCCCAACAUGGACGCACUUCUAGAACUCUUGGAACGUAUCGAUGUAACACACUCUGGUGUAGAAGAAGGUAUGGCGCAUGAUGCUAUGCGUGAGUUCUGGGAUGGUCGGCCUGAUUAUCGUGACUUCGUCACCUUUGAUGACGACUACUGGAACGACCUCCAUCCGGAGCAUGCCUUUGUGGUGCGCAGCCUCAAUGAUUACUGCCGUAAUGCCGACGAUGACAGACUCCAAGACACCAUCGAAAGCAAGAUGCCCACGCUCAAGGAAUUCGCCUUCUUUAUCAACAAGUAUCUCAACGAUCUCGUUGAAGUCGUCCGCAAGUCGGCCAGUGCGGAAGAAGAAGACCCUACCCUCCUUGAGGAUGAAGAAGCACUGAUAUUCACUGUGGAACAACUGUUACACAUUGCUUUGACACUCGACUACACCGACGAGGUGGGACGACGACAGAUCUUCCGCAUUAUGCGAGAAGCGCUCGCUCUCCCAGAGCUUCCUGAGGAAUGCACUCGGCUUGCUGUCGAGGUUCUCCGGACUGUCUGUGGGAGUCGGGAAGCCGGUGAACGCGAGUUCUGCAGUAUUGUCUUGGAGGCCAUUGCUGAGGUCCGAGAUACGCUUGUCGACGACGAUGCCGCAGAGCAGAAUGCAAACGAAAGCUUCCAUUCCGCACAGUCCGAAAUUAGCGAUGAAUCUGCCACCAUUGCCAAGAAGAAAGCACCCGGCGAGGAAGAGGAUGCAGAGGCUUUGGAAGAGAGGCAGUACAAGGAGCUCCUUGUGUACAUCAAAUGCCUGCACAUCGCCCAAUGCAUGUUGCAAAAUGUCCAUUCUGAUUUGGAAAAGAACGACGCGUUGGUCACCAUGUUGAAUACCCUAGUUGUGCCAGCUUGUAGGAGCCAUGAUGCAGUAGUUCGAGAGAGGGGAUUGUGCUGUUUGGGGCUUUGCGGCUUGCUCAGCAAAAAUUUGGCAACCUCGAACUUCCAGCUCUUCCUCCACUGCUUCACCCAAGGCCACGAAGCCCUACAAAUAAUUGCCAUCCAAGUCCUUACUGACAUUGUCAUCACGCAUCCUUCUCUCCUCUCUCCACCACCCGCCGACCCUAAUACCUCCACUGACUCUUCGGCUGCCCCCGCUGUCAACCCUCUCCUCAAGCCGCUCACCAAGGCGUUCCUAAAAGCCUUCUCCUCUUCAAAAGAACUCAGCCUCAUGGCCUGCACCGCCGCCUCCAAACUCCUCCUCCUAGGCGUCCUCCCCCAACACUCGGCAACCGAUAUCCUAAAAACCUUCACACUCGCCUACUUUAACCCGGAAACAGUAUCAAACCCUGCCCUCCGCCAAGCACUAUCUUACUUCCUCCCCGUCUUCUGCCACAGCAGUCUCAAAAACGCACUCCUCAUGUCCCAAAUAUGCGUCCCAAUUAUUUCCAAACUGCUCAUCAUGCGCGAAGAACUCGACGACGAAGACGAGGAAAUGGUCGGCUGGACUGUUGUUGCAGCGCACUUGGCCGAAUGGACCGAUGGCCGCAAAGUCUUCGGCGCUACCGAACUUUCCACAGAUGGAAGCGGCAAGAUGGAGAUAGCUCCUAGCGCAGAGGAACCGCAUAUAGUCCUCGCAACCGAGAUCCUAGAGCGUGCGCUCGGGAACGCGUGCUCUAAAGACGAGCGAAAGCCGCUGCUGCAGGUGAUCGGGAAACUGCAUAUUUCGGCUGCUGCACCGAAUUCGAUGAAGGAGGAGGUGUUUGUUAAUGAGGAGAGUCUUCGGACUUUGCAUGCGCUGGCCUCGGAGGCAGUGGAGAGUAGAUUGGGCGGAGAUGCGACGGCGCGGAAUACGCUAGCGAAACUAGAAAUCACCUUGACGAAACGGAUUGGCGAGGUCGAGCACGUCGUUCAAGGCCAGGACCCUGAUGGUCAGAGCCAGACAGAAGCCGAUGUCUCCGCCUCCGCCACCCCUGACGCUGAUAUUGAUAACAUGGAGGUUCCUGAUGAAGGCGAGACCGUGAUCACUGUGGCCCCAGCCAUAGGGGAGGAAGAGGAGGAAGACACGCUAUUGGCAGGCAUGCACGCUGAAGGCACACGUAUCCCUCUGGAAGCUGAGGACGAGGACGAGAGCACUGAGACUGAGAGUACAACUCAGGUGACCGUUCCUGCUGCUCGUAGUGGGCGGAGGAAUGUACGGGAGACACUUACGGAGAGUGAUAUUAUUGACAGCUUAUUGGAGAGCGAAAUCUAGGCUAUGACACGAGAGGGUAGCCUGCAUGAUACAUAAACCCCGGGCCUGGGGAAGGAACGGAUAGGAAAGGG
Molecule: messenger RNA, 3469 nt
Organism: Lindgomyces ingoldianus
Lineage: Eukaryota; Fungi; Ascomycota; Dothideomycetes; Pleosporales; Lindgomycetaceae
Exons: 3
Coding region: 33-3398 (1121 amino acids)
Biological process (GO): mitotic chromosome condensation
Cellular component (GO): condensin complex; condensed chromosome
Source: RefSeq, a predicted model, not a curated record